Molecule: messenger RNA, 2404 nt
Organism: Tupaia belangeri chinensis (Chinese tree shrew)
Lineage: Eukaryota; Metazoa; Chordata; Mammalia; Scandentia; Tupaiidae
Gene: CCDC60
Product: coiled-coil domain containing 60
Exons: 14
Coding region: 472-2121 (549 amino acids)
Source: RefSeq, a predicted model, not a curated record
CUUACUGUCCCCGCAGUGCAGGGCUGAACCGGUAUUGGGGCUGCCUUAGUUCCCAGGUGCUGUCUAGAAUGGGGAUCUGGGGGCCCCUCCACGGGGCCCCCUCACAUGGUAUCAGUGGGAGUUUAUUUUUUUAGUUCAUACCUUAUUUUGCUUAUAGGAGAGAAAAAAAAAAUCCCUUUCCAACGAAGGGGAAAGGUUAUAAAACUUUGUAACUUUCUAAAAAGCAAAUACUUCUAGGCUUGUCUGGUUCUACCCUAUCCAGUCUUCCUUGUCCUGUCUGUGGGAGACCCAGAUGACUCGCUCUCCCCUUACAUCUGGGACAGCAAUUCCUCUGGAGUUGGUUUACUACUUGGGACUUGAGUCAGGAAGAAAUUGCUGGUGCCCCUCCCACCAGUGGCUGCUGAAACAGAAGAUUCUGAAGAAACCCUUUCCUUGGGGGACAGACAGGCUAAAGCCUGAACAAUUUCCAAGAUGACGAAGCUACCAGCCACCAAGAAGAUCCAGAGCCCCCUCAACAUGGGGACCAUGUGGCUCUUUCAUGGCGCAGAACAUCAAAUGCAGAACGCAGAAAAUUCAAUGAAGAACAUCAAGUAUAUGGGCAAGGAAAUAAUAAACCUCAAAAAAGACCUUAUUCGAAGCCGCCUCUUGAUCCAGUCAGUGAAAAUAGGCCGCGGAUAUUUUGCCAUUCUGAAAGCAGAGAGUGCCUUGAAAAAGAGGCAACAGCAACUUCAGAAACUAAAAGAAGAAGAAAGAAAUAAAUUUCAGCCUGCCAAAAAGUUCUCAGAUAUCCAGUAUGGGGAUGCCUUAUUGACCACAUAUGAUGAUGAUAAGCUCAAGAAGUUGGGGACCGAAGUCAUACUCCGCCCGUUCACCCCCGUGCAUAGCUGCAUCAUUUCUUCCUCGCUCCCUGAGGCUCACGUUGAGCCCCUCUUCCGCCAGCUCUGCGCCCUCCACUGGCUUCUGGAGGCCCUGACUAUCGACCACACCCACCACACCAUGAAGCCCGUGAUCACCUGCUGGAAUACUAAGGACCCCGGCGGAAGCAAGAGCACAAUAAAAAAACUCAAUAAGGACAAGUCCAUGGGACAGAGGUGGGAGCACUUCGUCAGCGCGCCCAAGACCAAGAAAUUCAAAAUCCCUGCCCUGCGAGCCACCAGCCGCAAACCCAGUCGGCGAGGCUCCACACUCAGCCUCUCUCGGACCAGUGGGGGCUCGUCCCCCCAGAGCAGCAUGGUCUCCAUGAACCCCGGCUCAGAUGAGCCCCAGAGUGUGACCGUCCAGGUGGUCCUCAACAGGGAGAUUGAGGACAACGAGUCGUCUUCAACCAAACCAGAUGAAGAACCUCUCCACAUCAAUCUUCAGAAACUCCUAGAGAUGGUUCGAGAAGAUGCCCGGAGGACAAUCAUGACAGAAAAUGGGAUGCAAAAAAAAGCACCCAGCAUCCUGUCAGUGCUCAAGCAAAACAAGAGUGAUUCUGUCACGAAGAAUCCCCAGACCACCCAUAAAUCAAGUGACAGAACCAGCAGCACAAGUGGGGACAGCCAUACCCAGAUCAGCCAGAAGAAGUCUAAAGGCCGCACUAACCGUGACUUCAUUCAGUACAAGAGUGGGGUGUGCAACAUCAUGCGGGCCAAGUUCUACAGCGUGGCCCAGGAGGCCGGCUUCUGCCUGCAGGACAAGAUGGAAAUCCUCAUGAAGCGCCAAGAAGAGAGAGGUCUCCAGAAGUUCCGUUCCUUUGUCCUGGCCUCAAAUUUUCAAAAGGAUAUAGCAAAAAUGAGACAUCAAGUAUCCACAGUAAAAGGAGAUGCAGAAGAAAUUGCAGACCACUGGUACUUUGAUCUGUUGUCCAAACUCCCGGAAGAUCUGAAGAGCUUCCGCCCUGCCAGAAAGAUCCUGACGAAACUGCAGAAGUUUGGGGAAAACCUUGACUUAAGGAUCCGACCCCACGUUCUCCUGAAAGUGCUGCAGGAGCUGAGGAUCUGGGAACUGUGCUCCCCCGACAUCGCUGUGGCUAUCGAGUUUGUACGAGAACAUAUCAUCCAUAUGCCUCAAGAGGACUACAUCAGCUGGCUGCAGAACCGGGUCAACAUACCCAUCCGGCCCCACAGUGCCCUGACGUAGCCUGGGCCUGGGUUGACCAGCUGUCCCAGUGGAAAAUCCAGCCACCACCAUGUUCCCAGAUUCUGCCUUGUUCCAGCUUGUGGCCUAUUCCCAUGGAUGCUCAGAUGAAACUAUAGGGUCAUCUGGAGACAGACUUCUGGCAACAUCCUUGAGGGAGAUAUUCCCAGGAGGCCCAUGCCUCAAUUCCACACCUCAGCCCCAACUUCCCAGUCUGUUCCUCAUUGGUCUGGCCUGACUUUAUCUGCUCCAGACUCCUUCACCCGAUUCCUCUUCUUCAAAUUCU